This is a messenger RNA of Columba livia (rock pigeon), 12802 nucleotides long. It is a transcript of the gene PAMR1, whose product is annotated as peptidase domain containing associated with muscle regeneration 1. The transcript has 11 exons. The record is from RefSeq and is a predicted model, not a curated record. Gene Ontology annotation, molecular function: serine-type endopeptidase activity; calcium ion binding. NCBI's taxonomy places the organism in Eukaryota, Metazoa, Chordata, Aves, Columbiformes, Columbidae. Gene Ontology annotation, biological process: proteolysis. Bases 10139 to 12304 code for a protein of 721 amino acids.
CUGUCACACUGGCCCAGCACCUAUUUAGUUCUUUGUUUCAUAAAUUAAAAGUUAUUUUGCACAACAGGUAAGAUGAAUAAAGCAAAGGCAAUUUGCAGUGCUAAAAGAAUCUCUCCUAUAGUAUGCACUCAAGGCUGCACCCCAGAUCAAAUAACUGUCUGGAAAUUCAUAUACAGAACACAUAAGUCUUAGUGAAAAGUCAAAAAAGAGUACAGAAAAGGUAAAUGUCUUUCUUGGGAAACCUGCUAUCUAGAGAUUGAUCUUCCAUAAAUACAUCCCCUAUUCUGGAGAACUACAAAGAGUAAAAGAAACAAUUAUGCAUUUCUGUGGAAGCUGAAAUUAGAUGUUCAUUGCCUGUCAUCUCAAGGGAGUUCAUAUUUAUUCUGUUGAACAUUUUACUAACACCAGGAAAAUAUUAUCUUUUCCUAAACAUUUGUCCUUUGUCAUGUUGCCAAAGCUUUACAGAAUGAUGAAUUCUUUAGUGAUAGCAGUGCUAUUAUUUCUCAUUUCUAAUGUAAGCAAUUUUUUGGUGCAAAAUUGAGACACCUCAUAAUGAUGUUCUAAUGAGACCUAAUGCCUGCAUAUUUGAACAUAUGGGAAAAAAGUGCAUGAAGCAAUAUAAAAAAUCAUUAUUCCUGUGGUGAAAGUAGGCAAUGCUCACAUCAAUCACUCAUACCAAUAGGGCUGCAUGUAUACGUGACAGUGACGUCCACAUUGUAAAUAAUAGGCAAUUGCACAGGUGAAGACAGAAGUUCAGCAGGAACCAUCUGAGGCUGCAGCAGAUGCAGUGGCAUCUGUGCUGGUACUGCGAGGAGCUCUGCACUUGGAAUAGCAAUGGGCAAUGCAAGACAGAAAGCUAGUGAAUUUAUGUGAGAAUAAAGCAGCAAGUAGAGGGUAGAUAGUUGCCAUAGCUCAGUUAGACUUCCCUAUAGGCCCUUCUGAGAUAUCUUAUAGAAGGACAGAAAUAAAUUUAAACUACCAUGACUGAGAAACAAAGUAUAUGAGUCAAAACUGUCUGGGAGACAGGAAGAAAGAGUAGGAACUAUUUUUUUUUCUCAUACUUGGCAAUGUAGGUGUAGUGAGGUUUCUAACAUGGAUGUGAAGUCAUACAUAGUUAAAUACAUGUACUAAAGAUGAGUAAGCUGAGACCUAGCAACUGUCGCAGAUACCAUAAGGUUAAGCUGCUCAGUGCAGAUCAAGGAAUGUCUAUGAGGUGCUUGCAGAGGAUCCAAGUGUAGUCUAAGCAAGGAUCUAGGGAAGCAGAUAAAACAACAAGCAGAGUUCAAUACCAGCAUCAGAAGAGUAAGUUACUCCUGCACUUCUCAAUGAUGGGUUAGUUAUCAUCAGCUCAGGCAAGUGGGCUGGGUCCUGCUCUGGGCAGGCCAAAGACAUAGUGGCUGUAGUGGCAGCUGCAUCCCAGCAAACCUUAAAGUAUGGACAAAGAAGACCAUGAUCAAGAGGAUGAUGCAGUGCUUUGAUCUUAUCCGUGAGAUGCCCCCUAUGGGAUACUCAGCUCAUCCCAAUCACUGCAUUUCAAAUGGAUGUUGUGGGAUUAGAGGAUGGAGAGGAAAAGGAGAGGGAUAGAAAAAAAAAAUAUACUGGUCUCUUGGUAGCAAUUUAAAAAGCCAUGAGUAUUGUCUUAACAAAAAAUAGUAACCUGCUGAAUCAAGAAAAUUUUAGAGAGGUAUGGUUUAAGUGUUUGCAUGAACCAUGAGCUGGAACAGGUUAUCCCAAUGAGUUUACUAUCUAUAUCUGUUGAAAUAUACUAUCUUGGUCAUUUUUGGAGGCAGAACACUAUUCAAAGAGGAUACUCAAUCUUAUCUGGCCCGACUGGGUUUAUGUAACAAUAUUCCAACAAACCUAUGAAUGCUAGGCCUGAAAAGGAAGGAGUGAGGCUUUUGAGAGAGCAGUUUGUAGUGGAAUAAUGAAAAGGCAGGGGAUACUUCAGGUCAGUCCCAAAGGGCACUGCAAGAGCCAUUCAGUAAUAGAAAUCAUCCAUUGUCACUCAGGCACAAAUAUUUUGAAAGGAAGAAAUUCUGGACAGAUUCAGAAAAGCUGCUGGCUUAACAUUCUGAUGAGAUUUCCAUAGGGAAGUCACAGUAUUUGCAAGGUUGCCAAUUUUCAAGCAGUUCUCUCUCAGCCAAUUUAUUUGUUUCCCUCCCCACAAUACUAAACAUGAUUAUAUCAUAUUAUGAAUGUAUCACCUGCCAAAUUUCAUCUCCUGUUAAUCAUACUGAGCACUGUUGCCUUAUAAAAGAGUCUUAAAGUGAUUAAGCUGUUUACUCUGUGCCUAUGUACAGAGGAAAAAAAAGUCUCAUCAGCUUAUUUGGAGUACUAUUUAUCAAGGCAUCCUAUUUUAUCUUUUCCUCCUCUUUUUGCAGUUGAUUUGUCACACUUCAAAGGGAAAGGCUGUAAAAUAAAGCAGUGGUUCCACUGUUGUGGAUCACAUGGAGGAAGUGGAUAAUAUAACACUAAAUACACCCCAGCUAGACAGGAAUGUGCAGAUCUCUGUCAUUCGCAUCUUACUGUUCUCACUUAUUCAUUCAUGAUGUGACUUCUGGUUGAGAAAAUCAUAAAACAUUUAAAGCACUAAAGCAGCUCAACUGGUGUUGCUAAAAUCGCAGAGAAGGGCAGGCAAUGAAGGUUAGAGCCUCAUGUGACACUUAGAUGUCACCCUUCUGGCAUCUGUACUCCACAGAAGCAGACAAUAUUUUGCAGCCCAAACCAGUGUGAUCUGUCCUAUGAAAUACAGGUUUGCAGACUAAGUCAAUAUUUCAUUUUACUUAUUCAUAUAGUAUGCAGUCCUCACAUAAAUUCCCCAGAUUGGGUUUGGGCUUACUUUAUCUAAUAUCAGACAUCUUAAAUGUCACUGUUUACAUCAAAGGUAGUCUUAUAAAAUCCCUUUCUAGUGCACAGAGAAGAACAGAAGACUCAUCCUGAUGCUGAUUUUUAAAAUAGUGCUAAUAAAUCACAUACCAGAAUUUUCUAGUUGUCUCCAAUUAUAAUGAAGAACACCCAAAGCACUAACUCAGAUAUCUAUAUACAAUCAUCUAACAUUUGGUGAGCUGCAUGUUAUCCUCAUGUCUAAAAUGGAAGACCUAUCAAAGAGUGUAAAAUGCUAGAGACCAGGACUGAAACAUGUCAGUUAAAUUACAUCUUAGAUCAGUAAUAGAAGAUUGGCAGGGGAACCAAUUUUCUCUGAUUGACUCCCAUUGAAAGAGCAGAAAUGGCAUAUAUUAUGAAAAGGAAUGUGAUUGUUCUCUACCUUAGUUAUGCAUUGUGAUAUUUCACCAUACACAAUCCCAUUAAGUGGGUCAUUGAGUUGGUAUUGUAGGCUUCUGCCCAAGAUCUCUUACUCGUAAUGAUGUGCGUGACAGUUUAAUGUUUAGAGCAGAGAGAUAAAAACUGCAUGUAAAACUAAUUAAAUAUUUCAAGGUGCUAGUAUUGACUUUGGCCUUGAGAUACUGCUGUUACAAACUAAUUUUCUAAAAGUCAAUGCUUACAAGGUUCCUCAGGAAAGAUGCAUAGUUUAUGAAUUUUAACAGGCCAAAACUUUUGGGAAAUACAUCUGAGGACAUCAACAAGAAAAUAAUUCCCCUCAGAGAUCAAAUAGCUGGACAUACUCAGUUGUGCUCCUGACUUUAACAGUGGCUUCUUCUGAAGACAUAGAAAAGCCAACUUUGGAUAGUUAUGACAUAAACAGUCCGCACAGGAAAUUUCUUUUUAAUGUUUGUUUUUGAUAGUGUUUGGGAAAAUCCUUGUUCAUAAGCACAUAUAAUACAGGAAGAUAAAUUAUAUUUAAUUUACAAUUUUGCCCCUAGUCACAUGAAUCUAGAUGAUAAAGUUAUUUGAAGUGGUGCACUCAUGUGAACUAUGCCUAUAUUACCUGCAAAUGAUGGUCCCAUGACUGCCCCAGGAGAUGAAUUGCCUCUUUGCCUCAGGGUGAGCUUGCAGGCAUGGCCUGAGGUACAACUGGAGCAGCAUUUCCAUCAUCUGUAGGAUCAUGUAUGCCCAGGCCAGCCAAGAGGUAAGUCAAGAGAUGCAGGAAAUGAAACAAAUCAGGCUCAUAAACACUCCAGAGUUUCUGUUUCAACAUAGCAUAAACGUGACUUUCAAUUUCAGACAAAUUCAUAUCAGGUAAUCAUCAGGAUCCUUAUGGGCCUGCUCAUUAAAUACUGAGGGACAGUAUGUUACAACAUAUGAUCUUUCUGAUUCAUAUCCCAAUAUCACUGCCUAAAAAAUAGUAAAAGAAAAUUAUUAGGAAUUUUUUUUUCCAAGUUUUUAAGCGGAACAUCAAUAGUAGCCUGGCAUGCCAGAGUUUGAAGAUGACAAGGAUGACAUGGAGAAUAAAUAUGUAGAAAUAGGAUCAUCAUAGGAUCAUCAGAACUGUCAACUCUCACAUUAGUGUCUGAUAGGGACAGAAGAUGUGCACAAGAUGCUACUUUACAGCAACUUGCUUUUCAGCAUCUGGUUUUGCACUAGUUGAAGAUGCUGAUGACUUUUUUUUUUUUUUUUUAAAUAAAAUUGAAGACAUGACUGCAUAUUGUCCUUAGAGUUUGAUGGGUACAUCAAUGUCAUGGUGACCUUGUUCAGUUGUUCUCAGAACGGACUACUGCUCUGAAAGAUCUCAGCCACUUCAUCUAUUAGUUUGAGCAAUCUUGCUCUCUCUUUCUGAAUAAUUCUAUUUUUAUUGUCUUUACCAUCUUAUUCAGGUCUCCCCCUCUUUGUCAAGGUCAGUCAAGUCAAUUAAGGGAGAAGGACAGAAAAACUGAUUAGCAUAAGAGGGUGUUAUAAUAAAUCACGGAUGGCAGAAAUCCCAAAAGAUGCAUCAGGAAGAUACAUGGCAUGUUGUAGGGGACUGCGGUGGGUCUGUGGAUUCCCUGACGGAGGGUAUGGGAACAAAGAUUAGCCUUGAAGAUAUUAAGGUCUACCCAUUAGAAGGAUGGGAGUAGAGGAGUAUCCGAAGAUAUUAAGGUGUACCCGUGAGAAAGAAGGGAGUUAAAGAGUAACAUUCACAAUAGCAAAAUUAGCCAAUGAUAUGUUACUAUUGCAGCCUGUAACCAGUGACAAAAAGACACAAGAGCUGGUAAAGACUAUAUAAAAAGGUGUUUGUGGCAAUAAGUGGAGACUGCUGUUUGUACAUAAGAAGAGCUUCGUCUAUGUCAUUUGUCCAUCCCAAUCACGACAGCAUGUUAUUGUACAUGUCCUGAUUAUUUAUUUGUAUGACAUGUAAGACAACUGUAUAAAAGAUGAAUGAUUUAAUUACUCCUUGUAAUUAGAACUUCACAGUUUUUCCUAAUUAGACUUUCUCACAGAAUAUUCAUAAGGACAUUUUGGCAAAUCUGACCUACAGGGACAGAGAAAGUGAGCGUUAAUUUCAGUUUUUAUGGGGAUCAAUGAAAGGAGAAAAGGAGAUCACAAAAAACCUGCACUUCAAACUAAGCUCUUAAUUUGUUAGACAGUACUGCUCAAAUCUACAUCACUCCAUCUUACAUCUAACUGCAACGCAGUUACAGCUCAUGUGAAUCAUAUUUCCAGAAAUGCUACACUUUUACAUUUCCAGUUUGGAAAAUCAGACAUUCAGCACCUUUGAAAAGCUGACCUUCCACAAAUUACUUCCAACCUACAUUUUUCUGACCCUUAUUUCAUGCACCCAUUAAUCUGGCUGGACUUCACGCUGCUAUGCUGAUCUGGCCUUCUAGGUGGAGCAUGGUUAGGUAUCUCCAAACCAUAUUCUCUUCUUGGCUUCCAUGCUGACUCACGUGUACCGAAGACCAUAAAACAUAAGCCCAACUUCAAUAAAAUCAAAACAGUUGCUUGUUUUCUGUGUUUCUGUUGUUUUGGUGAUCAGUUUGAAUGUGCUAUACAGACUAAAAGUUUCAUUCAUUAACCUAGAAAGCCUUAUUUAUUAAUCUAUGAAGCAAAAAUGUAUAUCACAAGAAUGACUUAAUCUACGGGUUAUUCAUGUCCACGUAAGGAAAUACGUAAUUGCAGCCCUUUUUUGUUACCCACUUAGACUGUAAUAUCAGUGUCUGACUGAUUGUUAAGUAGGCUUGACUACUGGCUAGUUUUAAUUUCAAACCAAAUCUUCCACCGGUAUCUUUUCUUAUGCAUUGCUACAGUGAAGAUCAUCACAGACUGCAUAAAAAGUGAAACACAGAAGACUCACUGAAAAAACCCAUCAUGACAGAUUAAGACAUGAAUUAACAGCUGAAAAAAAAGGUAUAUUGCUUGUUAGGUGCAAUUAAUCAGCCAUAUUUUUCUGGCCAUAUUUUGCUAGUCAUCUGCCCAGAAAUGUAUCUGGAAUAAUUUAAAACUUCCUUGAUUUUCCUGACAAAAUCUUUUUAACAAAUACAAGCAUUACCAUUGUCAUUACAAGUCACAUAGGUCAGGGACCCCAAUGUGUGCUGGCACUACCUCUUUUGGCUUCUCUUAUUCUCACCCAUUUAGCUUUCUGGACUGUCUCAGUCACUGAGGAUUAACAUCCCACACAGAGAUGGGAAUAGUUGGUGGAGCUCAGGCCAGGAAAAGGUGUACAAUAUGCCCUGGCCUGUAGGUGCCUGUUGUGCUGAUUUGACUGAAAGUGAGUUAAUUUUCUUCAUGCAGUUAGAAACUAUUCUUUUUCAUAGCUAGCAUGGUCAUUGUUUGGAUUUAGUUUGAGAACAAAAAGAUAACAACCCAGGACAGAAUAAUGUUUCUCUUCAAGUAACUUUCCAGUGUUUUUGAGUUGGAACAAAGACAAUGUAAGAGCUUACUAUUAUCUUAGUUGUUGUCUGGGAGCCAAGGCCUUUCUGAGCUCUCUGCCUGCAUGCAAGAGGCAGCUGAGAAGGGGGAAGAGAUGGGGCAAACCUUGACUGACAACUAGACUGAUUAAUAAAAAUAUUCCAUGCCAUUAGCGUCAUGCUUCAUAUUUAAGGAGUCAGAUUUUCUAGCUGCAGAGAUGGAGACCAGUUCUGGUUCUGCUCCAUUUUGACUGAGUUUUGUUCAGGAGUUCCUUUAGUUCAGCCUGUUGCCAUUCUGCCAGUUUGCAUCUCUCUGGGAUCAGCUGUUCAGGGACAGGGUGUUCUCUUCCUGAGACUGGCUGCUCAGUGUGGACAGAGUUAAUGAGGAAUUGCAUUGAGUAUCUUUUAUUUUACAUUUUAUUUUCCAUUUAAAAUAUAUUAGCAGUAGUGGUAUUUUAGUGUUAUUUUGGUAAUUUAUUAGACUGUGUUUAUCUCAAUCCACAAGUUUCUCCCUUCCCUUUUGAUUCUCUCCACUAUUCGGGGGAGUGAGGAUUAGUGAGCGAGCAGCUAACAUUGUUGUGAUUGCUAGCUCGAGUUAAACCGUGACACCUAUGUAGGUAGGCUGCCACAGUUCUACAGAGGUUCAUAAAUGCUGGAUAUUACACUGCACACAUUUGGCAUAACUUGAAGCCCAAAGGGCAAAGUAUACUCUUAAUACUCCUAGAAACUUUAAAAAUGUUCCUCAGAUGUUACAGUAAGGACUGAGAUUUCUUUUAAAAGCUGUAUUCUAAAGGCAAACAGUUUGUUAUCUCUCUUCUAAAAGGACCCCUUACUUGACAAUAAUGCUUUGUGCAUUGGUGCUAAUCUUUCAUUGACUGCUCUUGCUGCUACUUUUAAAGCUCUAGGUCUGAGUUUCAUUUGAAUUUUAUUUUCCCUCCGAGAUGCAAGCCCUUUCCAGCCUCUCAAUGGGUCCAUCUUCUUUUACAAUGUCUUUCAAAUGGUUUAAUUAGAUUUUGCUUGAGUGGAAUGGUAUUAUUGAAUAGUCACUAAAGGUCAAGACAUAACUCCACCAACCCUGCUGGAAGCACGUUUGAGGUCAGAUGGUUUAAACUCUUUUUUUGGCAGAAGACUCCAUCAGUUUCAGUGAGAAUCUUGCAUGUGAGAAGAGAGAGAAAUUAGUUCCAUAUGUUCUUGUAAGAAGGAUGUCCUGCAAAGGCUACCAAUCUGUAGUGGCAUAAAUGAAUAAUGUUGAAAAUCACAGAUUUCCUUCCAGCAGAACCUCUGGAGCUUUGGAAAAUCAUCAGGGCCAUUUGGGAUGGAAUAAUCUGAACAGAAGUCACAAAAGAAGAAAGUUUUCUGGUAAUGUUCCAGUAACAGAGACAGGAUAUUUCAGUAGCCUGUGAAAAUGGGGUGACAUUAAAAGUUCACUAAAAUUUCAAAAGUCGAGACAGCGAUUUUGUUUCAAAUCCAAAUUGAUUUUAUUCAGAACUAUACAUUCAUCCCUAAUUACUCUUCAUUGAGCAGAACAGUCCAGAGCUUCCAAUACUGAGAGUGAAGUUACUGACCCUUCUUGACCUGCCACUUCUUCACAAUAUGAACCUCAUCUCAUCUCAUCUCAUCUCAUCUCAUCUCAUCUCAUCUCAUCUCAUCUCAUCUCAUCUCCCUGCAUCUCAGUUUUUUCUGCACCACAAAACGGUGGUCUUUCUGUUCUUGUAGAAUGGACCACACAGUGUUUUCAUGUCUCAGGUUUGAUGGCAGAUUAUUAAAAAUACAAGUCAGUGGAAUUAAUUACACAUUAAUUAUUCACUCAAUUGUCAAUUAUUAAUUAUCAAAGGACUUGUUUUACUCUAAGUUGAAAUUGAUUACAGGGUAUUUUAAAAUAACUAUCAGAAUCUUAUGACUCUAUCAAUUUUUGCAGCACUUUGUUUUACAAUUCAGUUUCAGUGGAAUGUAAUUUUCAAACCUGUACUUCAGUAUGCUUAGCAAUAGAGCAGAUACAAACUUUGCAGCCAAAUGCUAUAGUGAGAUUCCUCAGCAACACACACACAUGGUUAAGAGCUUUUUGCUUUUUUUUCAUGGAGGAUUACAUACAGCCUGAAAUAUUUGGCUGGUGUGAUCUGCCUGGUUUGGUCCCUGCCUCUUAAAAGGAAUGCAAGAAGUGCAUACAGAAGCACUGUGUAAGUUGCCCGGAGUCAUUCCUGGAGCUAAAGCUACAUCCCACCAGACAACUCUUGUAAACAGGACAUGUGCAAAUCUGUGGGAUCAUGGCUGAAUUCACUUCUUUGGCUGCUCUAUAAGGAGGCAGUGGAUCCACCAACUAAACUGAUUUUGCAAGGUGCCAAGCUAAGUUAAGCACUGUAGAGUAAUGCAAUUAUAUUUCCUGGUGGCAAUUAUAUUUCCUGGUGGCAUCAUUACCAUUACUCAGAGACAACUUGAGAAUAUCUGAUUUAGAACUGGGAAAUAUUUCCUUUGGAUAGUAUUGUGCAAGAAAAUUGUUAGAAAAAAUAAAGUAUGCUGCUAUGAAAUAUAGGCUGAAGACGAGGUAAAAUCAGUAGUAUGUGCUGAUAGAAAAUAAUAAUAAUAAAAAAAAAGAUAAAAGAUAAAAUCCAAAUUAAAUUAUCUCCUUUGUUUGAAUUGAACAUUUCCUCAAUAUCAACAUGUUCUGACAAAACAUUUCAGUUUUGCCAAAAUUGCAUUUCCUGGCAGAAAUUGACUUCAUAAAAAGUUUUUGACUAGCUUAUGUGUGUCUGCUAAGUGAUUUCUUUUGUGUUUGUGGUUUUCAUCCCCUGUGGAGUGAACUUUUAGUGAGCCUCAUUCAUUCAUCUGCCCCACAAUAAAAAAUGCGUGGCUAUUUUAAGCACGUUGUAAAGUGGAACAUGUCACUUGGCCAAGCUGCCCUUUCAGCAGUGUGGGCCAGGAAUCCCUCUCUGCACCUACCCCAUCCCUAGCCCCACCGUGGUUAGGGGCAGUACCUCGGGAUGCAAGCCCAAAGAGAGCAUGUAUGAUGUGCCUCCUUCUGGAGAUGUUUGCAACUUCAGCUCACCCACAGCAACUGGGAUGACUCAUAUAAACACAUAUUCAUAUUUCUGUUUCUUUCCCCUUCACAAUAUCUUUCUUUCUGAGAUGAAAAUCAGUAUCUCAGAGCUGAGCACUGAACCAAUGAAACCACCAUAAAAGGGAUCAGCUGCCAGAGUCCAGAAAGGGUUAAGGCAGCAGUUGGAGAGGUUUGGGGUGACGUCGUUCUUCUGGAUGCCUGAGAAAUCUCUUGAAGGUAGUUCCACUCUGGUGAGGAUGGGAUUGAGCUGAGGUCUGAAAUCUGAGAUCCCUUGCAGCCUGAAGCUGGUGAGGUCCCAGUAAAAGCUGUUUGUCUGCUUACUCUUCCUGAGCAGUCACACUGCUGCGCUGGUCUGGGCAGUAUGGAUCGAGCCCCCUGGACCCAUGUAGGACUCGCUCUCCUCCAGCUCCUGCUCAUCUCCUGCUUGCCAAGAGAGUACACAGUGAUCAAUGAAAACUGCCCGGGUGCCGAGUGGAAUAUCAUGUGCCGAGAGUGCUGCGAAUAUGACCAAAUCCAGUGCAUCUGCCCAGGACAGAAAGAAAGAGUGGGCUAUACCAUUCCCUGCUGCAGGAAUGAGGAGAAUGAGUGUGACUCCUGCUUAAUCCACCCAGGCUGCACCAUUUUUGAGAACUGCAAGUCCUGCCGCAAUGGCUCCUGGGGAGGGACGCUUGACAACUUCUAUAUCAAGGGCAUCUACUGUGCAGAGUGCAGAGCUGGCUGGUAUGGAGGUGACUGCAUGAGGUGUGGACAGGUUCUUCAGGCUUCUAGAGGUCAUAUUUUGCUGGAGGGUUACCCACUGAAUGCACGAUGCGAAUGGACUAUUCAUGUUCAAGCUGGAUUUAACAUUGAAUUAAGAUUUUACAUGCUGAGCCUGGAAUUUGACUACAUGUGCCAGUAUGACUAUGUGGAGGUCCGUGAUGGGGACAAUUUGGACAGCCGAAUAAUUAAGAAAUUCUGUGGAAAUGAGAGGCCACCUCCCAUACGAAGCACUGGGUCUUCACUCCAUGUCUUCUUCCAGUCUGAUGGAUCCAAGAACUUUGAUGGAUUUCAUGCUGUCUUUGAAGAAAUUACAGCUUGCUCUUUAUCUCCGUGUCUUCAUGAUGGAACAUGCAUUCUAGACAAAAGCAGUACCUACAAAUGCGCCUGUCUGGCUGGCUAUACGGGGAAUCGCUGUGAAAACUUUCUAGAUGAAAAAAACUGCUCAGAUCCUGGUGGGCCCCUCAAUGGCUACAGAAGAGUAGUGGAAGACACUGGGCUCUUGAAUGGACGCUAUGCAAAAAUUGGCACAGUCAUUGCUUUCUUUUGUAACAACUCAUAUGUUCUUAGUGGGAAUGAACAGAGGACUUGUCAAGAUGAUGGAGAAUGGUCAGGGAAGCAGCCAAUCUGCAUAAAAGCCUGCAGAGAGCCUAAGAUGCCUGAUCUGGUGAGGCAGAAAGUGCUUCCAAUGCAGGUUCAGUCAAGGGAAACACCUUUGCAUCAACUUUACUCAUCUGCAGUCAUUAAGCAAAAGCUUGAAAUCUAUCCAACCAAGAAGCCUGCACUGCCAUUUGGAGACCUGCCCCCAGGGUACCAGCAUCUGCACACUCAGCUUCAGUAUGAGUGCAUUUCUCCUUUCUACCGCCGCCUGGGUAGCAGCAGGAGAACCUGUUUGAAGACAGGAAAAUGGAGUGGGAGAGCCCCUGUGUGUAUUCCAAUCUGUGGAAAAGCAGAAAACAUCACUCUUCAGAAGACAGUGACCUCUAUCAGGUGGCCCUGGCAAGCUGCAAUCUAUCGGAUGGCCAAUGGGGUGAAGGAGAACAGUCUCCAGAAAGGGGGCUGGAUCCUUAUCUGCAGCGGGGCCCUGGUGAAUGAGCGCACUGUGGUGGUGGCAGCUCACUGUGUCACUGACCUUGGCAAGAUCAUUGUGCUCAAGACAGCAGAGCUCAAGGUAGUCCUAGGGAAAUUCUACAGAGAUGAUGACAGGGAUGAAAAGACCAUCCAGAACCUGCGGAUUUCUGCCAUCAUAGUGCAUCCCAAUUAUGACCCUAUAUUACUUGAUUCUGACAUAGCUAUCAUAAAACUCUUGGACAAAGCCAGAAUCAGCAGUCAUGUUCAACCCAUUUGCUUGUCAUCUUCUCAUGACUUGACUUCAUCUGCAGAGUACUUAAAAAUAAUGGUUACUGGCUGGAAGGUAUUGGCUGACAUUAAAGAUCCCGGAUACAAGAAUGACACAAUCCGCAUGGGAGCUGUUCAGAUGGUGGACUCACUGUUGUGUGAGCAACAGUAUGAAGAUAAUGGAAUACAAGUCAGUGUCACUGACAGCAUGUUCUGUGCCAAACAAGACCACACAGCCUUUUCUAAUAUCUGCCCUGCUGAGACUGGUGGGAUUGCGGCCAUAACUUUGCCAGGAAAAGCAUCUCCUGAGCUAAGGUGGCACCUGAUGGGAUUAGUGAGCUGGGGUUAUGAUAAAACUUGCAGUCUAGAACUCUACAGUGGCUACACCAAAGCUCUUCCCUUCAAAGACUGGAUUGAGAAGAACCUGAAAUAGAAAGCUUUGUCUGGAAAUGGCAUUUUAUUAUUAUCAUAUCCCUUUCAGUCUCUGCUGCUUUAGGCUUCUCAUCCCAGUGAUGAGCCAUAACUGGGAUAAGGUUAAGGCAGACAGCCUGGCUUUUGUCCUAGGAUCAGAUGUUCCAUCAGGCUACUUUUACUUAACCCAUGACAGAAUGUCUUAGUGCAUGAGAAGUUUUGCCAUAUUUUCCCUGUCUCCCCUGGUGGUAAGAUGAUGCUCUGAGUUUGACAUACAGAAACAGGACAGCAAAUCUGACUGAAAUUAAUCUGUAGUGUGGAGUCCCCUAGAGAAACUGAUGGUAAGCCUCUCCCAAAGACUUGUGUGACUGAGUGGAUUAGGAGGCUGGAAAAAGUAGCCUGAAUUCAUUACAAUGAAUGAGCUUGUUAUGGUAUAUUCUGUCUUGAUUGCCAUAGUACAAUGUAAUCUUUUUCCCUUCCAAGUACUUUACACAUUUAAAUAAAACAUGGUUUGUUUUUU